AUGGCUGAGGAGAGGUACAGGAAGAGGAUCCGGAGUGAAGUCACCUGCUCCAUCUGCCUCAGUUACUUUACUCGUCCGGUGGAACUGGGCUGCAGGCACAACUUCUGCGAAACCUGCAUCUUGAGGUGCUGGGAGGAGUCUGGUGAGAGAACCAGGUGCCCCGAGUGCAGAAAGGCUGUCAAAACAGACUACAAGCAAAACAGGCUUCUCACAAAUAUGGUUGGAAUCAUCAGUGAGUGGGAUCAUUCUGAGGAGAGAGAGGCUCAAAGGAGGCGCUCGGAUUGUCAGAGGCACCAGAAGACCCUGGACCUCUUUUGCCGGGACGACGAAGCCCCCUUCUGUGGGGAGUGUGACACAUCCCAAGGGCACAGCGGCCACAGGGUGGUUCCUGUGGAAGAAGCCGCCCAAGACUACAAGGUAAGAAUGAACCAUUAAUAGGAACGGCUAGUAUAUAUGAUGGAAUUAAAAUCAUAGAAUUGUAGACUUGGAAAAGAUCCUGAGGAUCUAGUCCAACCCACAACAAUGCAGGAAUAUGCAGUUGUCCCAUAAGGGGAUCGGACCUGCAAUCUUCAUAUUAUAAGCACCAUGCUCUAACCAAACUGAGCCAUUCAGCAAUCAAGGUUAAAGGCUGUCCAUAAACCACUGUCUCCUCUGAGUGAGUGUUUAUCCCUCUAAUCCUAGGUGUGAGGGAGGCAGUCUGCUGUCAACUGACUCUGCUCAUGCUCAGGAGGCCUCUCAUCUAAUUAUUUUACACAUCCUAAGAUAGAUAUUGGCUUUUAUGGGACUGAGGCUUGUUUUGCCUUAUAAGACUCCACUAGAUGUGUAUAUUAGGUAUGAUUGUGUAAAAAAAUGAUAAUUAAGCUGAUAUAGAAAGAUUGAACAAUGUUAAGGUGGCCUUUCUAGGAAAAAUAAAUGCAGCUCAAAUGAGUUUGCAAACUGCCUUUCCUGUUUCAGAAUCUAAUUCAAAGAGCAGAGCAAGGAUUGCAAGUCAGGAAAUAACUAAUACAUUGAUUUAUUUGGGAUGGAAAGAAAUGUACAAUUGCUUUAAAAAGGCAAUCAAAUAAUAAAAUCUAGGAAGAUGGCAGUUUGGGCAUCUCAGAGAUGCUUGCUGUUAUAAAGUGGGAGUUGUGCAGUAGUUGGCAUACUGGCGUAAAUUUAAGAUAAAUAUUUUAGGCGCACAAAAGACAAUGCAAUGAAAAGCUGUAAUAAAAAUUUUAAGGUCACACACACACACACACACACACACACACAUAUACUUCAUAAAUGUACCAAGCAAACACUCACAUAAAUAUAUAAACCACAAGUCUGAAGCAGCACAGGAAGACAGUCCUGAAACCAUUUUGACUCCUAAACUGACCAAAUGUUUUCCCUGCAAGGAGGGAGGGGGUGAGGGAACCUUCCCAUUGUCUCAGGAAUUGGGUAAUCACCAUCUCAAAGAAAUGGCCAGACUACCAGGAAAGGCUAUCAGAUAACCUGGCAGACAGGAAAAACAACAACAUUCAAAUUCCUGUUGCAGAUCACCUUUUCUGUGAUGUAGCUAUGAUGAUUGUGGGGAGUGGUCUUGGGCUCCAGGGCAGGGAAUUUCAAAAUGUCUAUAUAAGGGUGGGCACACCUUUGUUCUGGGUCCUCCUCCGCUCUCCUGCGUGUGGGGGAGCACCCUGUUGCAACAGCUUUAAUAAAGAUCAGGCUUACUAGCUGCUUUGCUUCUCAAUAUUCUCUGGUUGGCCUCUGUUAUUUUCUCCUACCGAUGGAGAACCUACAAAGGACUCUAUAAGGGCAGAUUUUGUUUGCAACAGUGUCAAAGGAGAAUAGGAAAAAAUAGUGUGAUGGAUCAGAUCAAGAGGUGAAGAUUUCUCCCCUUGGUUGUAUUUCCAUGUUAGCAAAUCUAUUUAUAUAUACAGAUACUGCCCUUCACAAAAAAACCCAACAACAUUAGAGGCAUAAAACAACGCUGCUUUCUCCUGUUGCCAGCCCUAAACUAUGCAAAGAACUCAAGAUUCGUGAGUUUUAAACCAGUUGUAUUAAUAUAAGUCUGUCACUGGUGCUUGAUCUUAGGCUAUUAGUGCAGGACCCGGUGUGCUGUUUCACAGGAGGAGCAGAUUUCAGAUUUACAGUCAAAGUUGAGAUCCACGUGCUUGGAUAAAUGCAAGAUCUUUUUUUUUAUUUUUACAAAGCAAGCCGUUUGUUCCCACAGCAUUAACCAAACAACACCCUCCCCUCGCCAUGCUGCUGCUACAAUCAACUAAAUCUCAAUUUUUAUCAUAGUUCUCACUUCAUUGCAAGUGUUUUUAAAAUCCUGCCAAUGUUUUCAAUUGUUUACAAUGUUCUUUCAAGUAACUUAAAAAAAUUCUCCAUUAUUGAGUAAAUGUAUUGUCCUCUUGAUCUCUGAUCUUCCCGAUCGUUUUCGCCAAUUCAGUGUAGUCCAUCAUCUUUAUCAGCCAUUCUUCUUAUGUAGGUAAGUUGUCCUCCUUCCAUCUUUGGACAAGUAGCUUCCGAGCAGCUGUUGUGGCAUACAUAAAUAGUCUCUUUAAAUCCUUCGGUAUUUCUGGACCUAAAAUUCCAAAUAAAAAAGCUUCAGGUUUUUUUAACAAAAGUUAUUUUAAACAUAUUUUUCAGCUCAUUAUAAAUCAUUUCCCAAUAUGCCCCCCCCCCCCCCACAUGUCCACAUCCUUCCUUCUGUUUACACUUCCAACAUGUAUCUGUGGCAGUUCUAUACAUUUUUGUCAAUUUAGUAGGAGUUAGGUACCAACGAUACAUCAUUUUCCUAUACAUGUAAUUCUCUUUCAACGUAUAACAUGCUGUAAAUUUUAGAUCUUCCCUCCAUAUUUUUCCCCAUGAUGCCAAUUGGAUAUUAUAUCCAAUGUCCCUUGCCCAUUGUAUCACUACUGAUUUCACUUCAUCUUUAGUAUACCAUUCUAACAACAAUUUAUACAUUUUUGAAACCAAUUUUAAAUUAUUCUCCAAUAAUUCCUUUUUGAACCUUGAAGUUUCUGUAUUAAAACCAUUCCUUCUAUCUUUCAUAAACACAUCAUUUAGUCGGUGGCAUUGCAGCCAGUAUGUUACCAAAUGUCCUCCAUUUUUUAUUUUCAAUUGAUCAUCUACUUCAAAUAACAACUCUUUAUAAGUCACCCACUCACUUUUUGCAUUAAGUUUUUUCACAGAUAACGCCUCCAGUGGUGAGAGCCACCAGGAUGUUUCUGUUCCAAUAUUUUUUUUUAUUUCUCCCACAGUUGGUAGAUCUAUGUUCUUACCAUGUGGUUUAGGAAACCUUUAUGCACUUUUGUCUUUUCAUACCAUAAAUAUGCAUGCCAACCAAAUCUAUUGUUAUGACCUUCUAAAUCCAAAAUAACCACAUUCUUUAAAUCAAUCCAGUCCUGCAGCCAGCAUAGACAGGACACCUCAUAGUAUAUUCUCAAAUCUGGCAGGGAGAAACCACUUCUUUCCUUAGUACAGUAGUACCUCCAGUUACGAAAGGGAUCCAUUCCGGAGGCCCGGCUGCAUCCUGAAAGAACCACAACUAGACUGCCGUUUCUGUGCAGGCACGCAGUGUGAUUUGGCUCUUCUGCACAGGCGUGAGCAGCGAAACCUGGAAGUAACCCGUUCUGGUACUUCCGGGUUGCUGUGGGACGCAACUUGAAAAGACGCAACAUGAAGUAGAUGCAAAACGGGGUAUGACUGUAUUUGUUAACAAUUUAUACUUUAUUCUUGGUUUUCUUCCCUUGCCAGAAUAAAUUUAGAGAUAGCUCAACAUUUCUCCAUAACACUCAUCAGUUGCAACUCUUGUAGGCUCAAUACUCUGGAUGGAAGAAGCAGGCUCUUAAAUAUAAAAAACGGGAACAAUAACAUAAUUCAACUGUCCUCUCUCUUUCCUUUCCUUUUCUUCUCUCUGUCUCACGGAUGAUUAUGAUAGUUAUUGCCUAGAAACCUCUCACCAGGACCCAAAUGGGAACUUUGGCUUUUCUUUUCAGGAUCAGCUCUGCAGGGGCCUGGAGACUCUGAAGGGGCUGAAGGCAGAAAACCUGAGGUAUAAUAGAAGAACAGAAGACACCAUUCAAAACCUGCUUGUAAGUGUCGCUCUUACUGGGAAGUAAGCAAAUAAUCAAAAGAACUAAUGUCUGGUGGGGGGAUAAAAAAUUACAUCCUGAAGCCAUCAGGCAGCUCCACUCUUUUGGAUGUCUAUUUAUUUGGGGACACCUGUUCCGAUGGGAAGGGAAAUUUUCCUUUGCUUGAAAACUGACGCAUUAUCUGUGAAAAUACAAAAAUUCAGAAGCACCCAGCCUGUUCCCCUGCAGUAAUCCUCAAACCCUCUUUAUGCUGCAGAAGGAGUGGCAACGUUGCUAACAGCCUGUUUUUCUUUCCAUCUUUCUUGCAGGAGAAACUAAUGUCUCAUAGGCAGAAGAUGAAGGAUGAAUUUAAGCAACUACAUUUGUUUCUGGAAAAAUGGGAAAACCAGCUGCUGAAGGAGAUGGAAGAGAUGGAGAAAGAGAUUACAAGGAAAUUGAAUGAGCAGCUAGGCUGGCUCUCCAGAGAACUUGACUCUCUUCAAAAUAUCAUCCGGGAGCUGGAGGAGAAGCUUUGGCAGCCCCCCAGUGAAUUCCUGCAGGUAGGAGAGUGGCAUAAGCAGCCCAAGCUUUUCUCCAGGUCAAGGCCACGACCAGACCAGUCUCUGCCUCUGUCAUUAUUCACAAAUGACGUUGCUUAGUUUUGUGGAGCUGGUAGCUGGUUCUCUUACGUUAGGUGCAGGAGCAUUUAAGAGGACAAGCAGAGAAUGUGCACCUUAAUUUGUUACUUAACGAUGAUGGAAUCAGAUGUUUUCUGCUCUUGCCUGAUGAUGGGUCUGCUGCUGGCUCCCAAAUUAGUGAUGUUGCCUUCCUGGCCUGUUUGGGAGCUUCACAGAAUCUGCUCUUGCCAAGAGGGGUCUGGCUUGGGUGAAUCCCUUGGCCUGAUCCCUGCAAUGAACAGAGCCCUAUUUUGUGCCUUUUAAGGUGUGGGACAGUUUGUCAUUUCAGGGCUUCUUUUAAGAAGUUUUCCCUUCUGUGGUUAUAUUACCUGAGUUGGGCUGAAAAUAGGUGGACCCUUGGUCUGAUACCUUACUGGUCCUCUUUGGUUCCUGCUCAGGGCUUCAUUUAAGAGGCUGUGCUCUGAUUUUAUGACAUUACCCUGCUUGGACUGAGGCAUGGGGCAUGGGCUUUGAUGUAUGGCCAGUCGUGGAUGUUGAGUUCUCUUCUUUUUCUCUUUCCCCUGCAGGAUAUUAGAAGCACUUUGCAGAGGUAAGCAGAUCCCUCUUCUUUUCCUUUGCGCUUUGCGGUUCUGUGAAGGAUAUGGACUGCAGGAAAAACACCCGCUGUUCCCAAGGGGACAGUAUGGUUCUUUGUGACCUCCAACUUUUAACAAAUCAAUAGGGGCCCACUUUUUCUAAAGUUCCUAUUUUCACUUCCAAACUUCCUUUUCUCAGUUUUUAUCUCUCGUUUAAUUCUGAUUCUCUUUCCUUUCUUUCUGUUUCCACCUGGUAGUCUCAACUGUCUUCCAAAACAGGGAUGUAUCUAAGAAAGCAACAAACCAUUGUUCACACUUUUAUUCCCUCCACUGCUUAUUUCAAUAUACGUUUCAUCUGUCCUCUUAUUAUUCACCUUGAAGCUGACCAGCCAGUUUCUUGAGACCUUUGUGAUCCUCUCCCCUCUCCUCCUAUUGAUUCCUUUGGGAAUUUGAGGUUGGAUGGAGAGCCAGCUGGCAUACUUAAACCUUUUAUUUCUCCACAGGCAUGAGGGUAGACAGACAUUUGAGCCUCCCAAAAUUUUCCCUCCUGAAUUUAUGUGGAAAAUCGUGGACAUCUUUGAAAUAUAUCCAUUUCUGAAAGCUGUUGUGGAGCAGUUCAAAGGUAUUGGCAGCAAGAAUUUCAUGCUGGAUAUUGAAUUGGUCCAUAUGGGGUUGAGGAAAAACUCAAGGUGUCCUCUGUAAUGCUAGGAGAGCCAGAAAAAUUGAACUUGAGGGUCAGUAGGGAAGGUAACUUUAAAUUUCACUGAGGGGGAAAGGAGGUCCUGCAACCACAGCUCAAAAUGCCAUUUGCUGAGACUGCCUCUCUCAGCCUGGUGCCUUCUGUUUCCUUUGGACUCCAACUCCCAUCAGCCCAGCUGAUAAUUGAAGUCCAACAACAUUGUGAAGGCCACAACUUCCUCCUCUCUGGUCUACAUCAUCUAAGCAUGAAGGCAACAUGUUUAUUUCUUCAGCAACAGUGUCUCACCCACAUGCAGAUUUAUGCAGGGACACUUGAAAAAACUCACACACUUUUGUGGCUGAAGCUUUGUAUGACUUAAGGCCCACUGAAUUUGGUGAGGGGGUGUGUGCGCGCAAGAAUAUUGUGGUGAAUUUAAUGAUCAGUUUGGUAGUUUCAAUGACACUCUGUCACAACUCGUGUUUAGCCAGGCCUUAGGCUCCAACACUUUAAGGCAAUAACCUUAAGAGGCAGCUUGCUAAGAUUUUCAAAAGCAGACAGCAGCUAUUCCUGCAUAUGCUGAGAGGCAAAAGGUCUCAUAAGCAGAAGUCAAAUGUGAUUAUUUGGAAACAAGUGAAAAGACAAACAAGGUUCUGGAAACCGAGGAAUGGUUGAGGGAGUUAGGCAUGUUUAGCCUGGAAAAAAGCAGAUGAGAGAACGAUAUGGUAGCCAUCUUCAAAUAUCUAAAGGGCAUGUAAGUUGGAGCAAGAUUGUCUUCUCCUGCUCUGGAGGGUAGGACUCAAACCAUGAUAUCAACUGACUCUUUUUCUGUGCUAUAACAUUAAUUAACACCACGACGGUGUGUGAUGCUUAAUCUCUCUUGCUUUCCAUUUCACAGGCACUCUAACAUCAGGACUCUCUCUGAAGAAAGGUAAGCUGAGGAGCCUCAAUCAAGCAAUCAUUUUAUUUGCACUUCCUCCUUCCAAAGUUAAGCCCAUGAUCAAGGGGGCUGGUGACAUAUAAAUAAUUACAUAAUAACACAAAAUAGUCAUAUGCAAUGAACAAAACAUUAAAAAGUACACAACCAAAUUGAACAACUUCCACCUAAAUCAUAAGAUCUAAAAUAAAGAGGUAACAUAAUAGCAGCAAAAGCCCUAACCGAUGCCCAAACCCAAGAGUCUGUUUCACAGCCUCAGCUUUUGUAGCUGGAGUCAGUCUUGGCCAGGGGGAAUAGGCUUGCAAGGCAGGGAGCAGGUCUUCAAGGGCUCACGGUCAAGAUGGUCUGACAGAGAACCAGGAGGGAAUGUGUGCUCUAUCAGGACGCUUUCUGCUUCCAUCAUCCCUGCUAGCGGGCUCUGAAACCAUCACUGCAUUAACUAAGGAUAGCGGGAAAAGUUAUCCAUCGGGGGAGCUGUUGCGGCCCAUCUGCCAAUAGCUGGUGGGGCCACAGUGGACACAACCAGUGUCCAAAGUCGCUCCUUUUCUAAGAUCCCAACCUUUUCAUUGCUCCCUUUCUUCGUCCUUGGUCAGUUGGCUGUUGGGAGAGAGAAUGGUGGCUUCAAAGAGUUUUUGAUUUUGGACAGAGGGCCAAAGCUGGGCUACGCUAGCAGCGAAGCCGCAGGGAGGCCCACAGUCCAGGCAGGAAAGGAACCCCCUUCCGCAAUGAUCCCUGGAGUGGAUCUAAACUCACAAUGUCUAUCCUCCCAGCUGAUUCCUCUUUUCUUUUCUCUUCCUUUGUCUCCUCGCGAUGCCAAUAGUAAGUGUAACUCUGGACCCAGACACCGCUCAUCCCCACCUGAUCCUGUCCGAGGAUCGUCGAAGCGCGAGGUGGGGAGAGGCACAUCAAGAGCUGCCGGACAAUCCUGAGAGAUUCAGCGGAUGUCCCUUUGUGCUGGGCUGUGAGGAGUUUACAGCAGGGAGGCACUACUGGGAAGUCACCAUGGAUAUUUCGGGUGAAUGGGCUGUGGGGGUCACCAGGAAGUCUGUGAAGAGAAAGGGCAUGCUCUCCUUUACCCCUGAGGAAGGCAUCUGGGGACUGAGGCAGCUGCGUAGCCUGCCUGCUGCGAAGCUGAGGAGGAUCCGGGUGGCUGUCAAUUAUGCAGGGCGCCGCAUUCUCUUUUUUGAUGCUGAUACAGGCAAGGCAUGCUAUGUUACAAUGGCUGAAUUCUCUGGAGAGCCCCUUCUGCCUAUAUUUUGGGUGGGGCCAGAAACCUGCCUUGAACUGCCUCCGGUGACACACUAG
This is a messenger RNA of Podarcis lilfordi (Lilford's wall lizard), 8174 nucleotides long. Lineage: Eukaryota; Metazoa; Chordata; Lepidosauria; Squamata; Lacertidae. The record is from the annotation of a GenBank genome assembly.